Molecule: messenger RNA, 261 nt
Organism: Lottia gigantea (owl limpet)
Lineage: Eukaryota; Metazoa; Mollusca; Gastropoda; Lottiidae
Exons: 1
Source: RefSeq, a predicted model, not a curated record
ACUGAACAGACAAGUGUACUUAAUGAACAGGCAAGUGUACUUACUGAACAGACAAGCGUACUCACUGAACAGAUAAGCAAACUCACUGAACAGGCAAGCGUAUUCACUAAACAGGCCAGCAUACUCAUUGAACAGACAAGUGUAUUCACUGAACAGUCAAGCGAACUCACUAAACAGACAAGCAUACUCACUGAACAGACAAGCGUACAUACUGAACAGACGAGCGUACACACUGAACAGACAAGCGUACACACUGAAUAG